CUUUCAACUCACGUCGAAGGUGGAAGUACACAUACACAUAGUCAUUUAAUACACGAAGCUGAGGUGAGCGACUGCUGUACAGUAGAUCAUGGACACGUUAAUACUGGAGCCCUCUCUGUACACUGUCAAAGCAGUUCUGAUCAUGGACAAUGAUGGAGAGAGACUGUAUGCUAAGUAUUAUGAUGACACAUACCCCACAGUGAAAGAGCAAAAGUCCUUUGAGAAGAACAUCUUCAACAAGACACAUAGAACAGACAGUGAAAUAGCAUUGCUGGAGGGUCUAACGGUUGUGUACAAGAGCAAUAUUGAUUUAUAUUUCUACGUUAUCGGCAGCUCCCAUGAAAAUGAGCUGAUGCUUAUGUCAGUGUUGAAUUGUCUCUUUGACUCCCUGAGUCAAAUGUUGAGAAAAAAUGUGGAAAAGAGAGCCUUGCUUGAAAAUAUGGAGGGUCUUUUCCUGGCCGUUGAUGAAAUUGUUGAUGGAGGUGUGAUCCUGGAGAGUGACCCUCAGCAGGUGGUCCAUCGUGUCGCUUUGAGGGGUGAUGAUGUGCCUCUGACAGAACAGACAGUCACGCAGGUGCUACAGUCAGCUAAGGAGCAGAUUAAAUGGUCUCUCCUCCGAUAGGAUGCUUCUGGUCCCGUUCCUAAACUGAGACGAGGGAAAUAAAGGAGACAACCCCACUUUUCAUCACCCCUGUCCAAUCUGUCCCUUUUCUCUUGAUAAAGUGCACACCCACUGAAAACGACUACUUGAAGAUAAGGCCAAGGACAUUUAAAAUUAGAGUGUCGAGACAGAGAAAGAAGCCGGAAUAUUCUUGAUGGGACUUUUUAUUGUUAGGGAAAAGUACCAGGGUGUGUUUUUUUUUUUUUU
This is a messenger RNA of Xyrauchen texanus (razorback sucker), 868 nucleotides long. RefSeq names its product coatomer subunit zeta-1-like. Gene Ontology annotation, biological process: intracellular protein transport; retrograde vesicle-mediated transport, Golgi to endoplasmic reticulum; intra-Golgi vesicle-mediated transport. The transcript is spliced from 9 exons. The record is from RefSeq and is a predicted model, not a curated record. NCBI's taxonomy places the organism in Eukaryota, Metazoa, Chordata, Actinopteri, Cypriniformes, Catostomidae. The coding region runs from base 89 to 622 and encodes 177 amino acids. Gene Ontology annotation, cellular component: COPI vesicle coat.